UACACACAGUUCGACGAGCUGGUGCGUUUGACAGAGCGGACAAGAUCGCUCGAGGCUCGUGGGUGUGUUCUCUCCCUACGCCUGUGUGGUGGUGGUGAGAGUUCCUUGAACGGCGGAGCUUGGGGAUCUCCACCGGGAGCCGGUACCGUAGGAGGUGCUGGCGUUUCCGGUUGGAGUUCAGCGGCCGUGGGCAGUUCUGCACAGCAGGUUCAACAGCAGCAAGUUUGGAACGGUGGUCAAUCAAGUAUGCCACCGCCGGUCGGACCUCCAGGCAGUGCUGGUUCUAGACAGUCGCAGGAGAUGCUUGGGAAAGCGAACGCCACUGGACCAUCGAUGGUUGUGGGAAGUGGCGCACAGAGUGGUGGUCCGGGAGGAUCGGGUUGGAACCAAGUGGUCAACCCGAACAAACAACCGUCAGCGCAGAGCGUCGGACAGCAGCAACAGCAACCGUCGGUUGCCAAUCAGCAGAUGCCUGGACCGAGCGGUAAUCAAUCGCAACCGGGUGCUGGAAAUCAACAGCCACCUUCGGGUGUUCCGGGAGCCGGUGCAGGAGGAGGUGCUGUAGUGCCAGCCGCUGGAGGAGCUGCGGGUGGUGGAAAUGGUGCCGGUGCCGGUAUCAGCGGAAUGGCCGCAACGCCAUCGGCUAAGCUAGAGCAUCUCAACUCGAUGCGGGAAGCGUUGUUCGCUCAGGAUGGCUGGGGUUAUCAGCACGUUAAUCAGGAUACGCAGUGGGAUGUGCCGAUCUCACCGGAACCCAGCACCAAGCCGGAUCCGUCGUUGAAGGCCACGGUUAACAACGGCACGGAGCUGUGGGAAACUAAUCUACGCAAUGGUGGCCAACCGCCGGUACAAGCGUCCUCGCAGAAGACGCCUUGGGGACCACAAAGCCACCAUGGCGGUACUUGGGGUGUGGACGACGAGGCAAGCGGUGAGGCGAGCAACGUAUGGACCGGAGCACCGGGUGGUCCGGGAUCAGGAGGUGGUGUGGUGGGUGGAUCGAUGGCAGGAGCAGGACCACCACCGGUGGGUGCGAAUCCUGGCGCGAUGGUUGGAGGUCAACCUGGAGCUGCAGGAGGAUGGCAACAGGGUGGAGCGAGUGGUGGUGCCGGCGGAGGUGUUGGUGGUGCCGGAGGACCAGUAGGAGCCGGUGGCAUGUGGCAGGGAGCAAGCGGAGGCCUGACCGGAGCUGGCGGAUUAGCUCCUCCGAAGAAGGAUAAUGAAUGGGGUUCUGGAGGCUCCAGCGUCGGAAUGGGAGGCAACGUUGGUGGUGGUGGUGCCGGUGGUUGGGGAGAACCGCGUGGCAGCGUAGGAGGAGCUGGUGGUGCCGUUGGCGGAAGUGGUCCAAAUACGGGUGGUGUUCCGCCACAUUUGGCAUCGCAACUGGACGGAUUGCCAACCGUUGACAUCCGGAGCAUGCGUCCUCCCGGUGCUGGUGGUAUCGAACCGAACCGGGAGUUCCGUGGUGACCCGCGUGGUAUCUCCGGCCGGCUGAGCGGAACAACAUCUGGAAUGCUCGAGCACUAUCCGAUGGGAAAAAUGCCUCCACCUGGGGGAAUGUCUUCUGGAGCAGCUCCGGGAGGUGGAACCGUUGGCAGCAACCAAUGGCCAUUGGGAGGUGGUCCACCUGGUGGUGGUCUCCCGAAUAUGCCACCAUCGAAAGCGGUAUCCGGCGGAUGGGAUGACAACUCGCCACCGGCCGUACGACGCAACCCAAACAUGGACGACGGAACUUCACUGUGGGCCACCGGUGGACCGGGUGGAAGUGCAGGUGGACGAGCAUCCGGUGGAGUGGGUGAAAGCCAGAUGGGUGUUGGUCGAAAUGGUGGCCGCAAUGGGCCACUCGGUGGGUUAGGUGCCGGUUCACUUGGAGCUGGUCCGGGUGGUCCCGGUGGACUGGGAGGUCCCGGAUCACGCAUGGUUGGAGCCGGUCCAGCUAUAAGCUCGCUGAAAGCGGACGGAGGUAAUAGUGGAGGUGGUAGCAGCAUGUGGGUCGGUGGCCACGGUGGUCCGGGAGGAUCACGCAACGGUUCGUGGGACGAUCCUACCAUUGGCGGUUCCGGAGGAAACAACUGGGACGACAAACCAACCGGCGCAGGUGGACCUGGUGGUCCUGGUGGACCGCUUGGCGGAGGCGCAUCGUGGAUGGAUGGUCCGGGAGCGGCUGGUUCCGGAGCCGGUAUUCCCGGUGGUGGCGUUAAUCAGUCAUGGAACGCAAACAAGAAACCACUGGGUGGUGGUGGCGCUGGAGGCGGUGGCGGAGGUGGAUCCGUUUGGCCAGACUCAUCGUCCGAGCUGAUCGGGAACGAUUGGAACGUUGGUGGUGGUAAAAUGCCGGGAAAACCACCGCACGGUGGUGGUAUCGGACCGCUGGAAAUCAUCCGCAGCAGCAAGCAGUACCGUAUCCUGUGUGAGAUGGGCUACAAGAAGGAGGACGUCGAGUUAGCCCUGCGUGCUGCCAACAUGGCACUGGAGGAAGCGGUUGAGCUGUUGCAGCGGAAUGGCUCGAUGCCGAAUGUCGUCGGUUUGGGUGGUGGUUCCACGGGAGGCAUCGGUGAAUGGCGUCGGGAUGAUGGCCACGCACAGCUGGGUGGUGGUGGUACGGGUGGUGGAAAUGUCGGUGGCGGUGGGAGUAUGUUUGAACCACCGUUUUCCAGUGGUGGUCGUUUCAUGGGCGGUGCAGCCGGUGGAGGAGCAGCUGGCAAUGGUGGUGGCGGCGGUGGUGGUGGAGGUGGACAUUCGCUACAUUUUCAACAGGGUAAUCAAAAUGGCAUGCCAGGAAACGGUGCCGGUAGCAUGGGAGGUGGCAACGGCAAUCCGAACCUGUCCGGGUUACACGGGCUUUCGUCGAAAUCGCUUGGCAGCUAUCUGAAUCAGGCUCCACCACCGAUGGGUGGUGCUGGAGGUCAGGGUGGUGGUCCCAUGGUGGCGUUUAAUCAGGGAGGUGGAUCCGGUGGAAAUCCUAUCGGUGGAGGUGGAGGUGGUGGUGGAGGGCAGAGUUCCGUACAACCGACGACACAGCUGCGCUCGCUUGUCCAGCAGAUCCAGAUGGCCGUGCAGAAUGGGUAUUUGAACCCGCAAAUUCUCAACCAACCGUUGGCUCCCCAAACGUUCCUGCUGUUGAAUCAACUUCUCACUAGCAUUAAGCAACUGCAAGUUACGCAGAACAAUCUGCAACGUAGCGGAGGUGGUGCUGGUGCGAAUAAUCAGAUUGCAAUGAUUGCGAAGAUCAAGCAGCAAAUUGCUAGCCUGCAGAACCAGAUUGCCACCCAGCAGACGCUGUACGUGAAGCAGCAACAGCAGCAGCAGCAACAACAGCAGCAGCAGCAGCAGCAACAGCAACAACAGCAGCAGCAACAACAACAGCAGCACCCACAUCAACACCAGCAACAACACCAGCACCAGCAGCAUCAGCAACAGCAGCACCACCAGCAUUCGGCUGGUGGAAAUCCGUCGUCUCAUCUUGCGGGAGGCCAUCUUGGGGGCAGUUUCCAUCGCAACGAUCCGAACGAGUUGGCCGCACUGCAAAGUACGCUGUCGGAAAUGACGCUGAGCAAGGAUCAAAACGGACCGUACCAUUCGGGGCCACCGGGUGGUGCCGGUGCAGGCGGAUCGGGCUCAACUAGCCAACAGUCACGGUUGAAUCAGUGGAAGCUACCGGCGAUGAUGGAUAAGGAUGCUAAUCACGAUCUGACCGAUUUCUCGCGUGCUCCUGGAUCCACGGCCAAAUCGAUUGGGCUCGGAGGAGGAGGUGGUGCGGGAUCUGGUGGAAUGGCCGGUCUGGGGGGUUUGCAAAGCGACGGCACUUGGUCCUCGGGACGCACGGGUAUGACUGAUGGCUGGCCGGAGAAUGCAUCCUCCGACAUCAACGGCAAGGAUUGGCCGUCCAAUCAGGAUUCGUUUUCAGAUUUGGUUCCGGAGUUCGAGCCGGGAAAGCCGUGGAAGGGUACGCAGAUGAAAAUCGAAGACGAUCCCACUAUAACGCCGGGUAGCAUCGCCCGUAGCCCAAUUGCAUCGAUUUCGGUCGGUUCAGCGAAGGAUUCGGAGCUGUUUGCGUCAAGCAGCAAACCUUCGCCGACUGACUCGAUCAGUUUGUCCUCAUCGACUUGGGGUUUCAGCGCCAACAGCAACAAUUUCUCGUCUGCAUCUGGCACCGGUGGCAUGGGUAAGCUUGGUGGACCGGCCAAGAAUACCUGGUCCGACAGUGGCGUCACCGGGGCGGCUUCCGAUGUUUGGGGAGCUGGGCUAGGUGGUGGUGCUGGUGGUGGCGCUGGUUCUAACAGCGUUUCCGCAAGUAAAACCCCACGUGGUCCACCACCGGGACUGUCAUCCGGAAAGGCGUCGGGCAGUGGAGGCGUCGGUGGUCCCGGAAGUAACGGGUGGGUUCAGCGAGCGGGCCACGGUCCAAGUGGAAACUGGUCAGGAAGCGGUACAACCGGUGUCUGGUAUUCGACCUGGUUGUUGCUGAAAAAUCUUACUGCACAGAUUGAUGGUUCCACCUUGCGCACACUUUGCAUGCAACACGGUCCGUUGCAAAACUUCCAUCUGUAUCUGAACCACGGCAUUGCGCUCUGCAAAUAUUUGACCCGUGAGGAAGCAAGUAAGGCGCAGCUGGCACUGAACAACUGCGUGCUCAGCAACACCACAAUCUGCGCGGAAUCGCCGACAGAAAGUGAAGUGCAGACGAUACUGCAGCAUCUAGGAUUGCCGGGACAGAACGGUAAUGGUGGCGUUGGUGGUGGCAGUGGUAAUGCGGGUGCCACCGGAGCAGGAGGAAUCGGCGGUACGAGCAUGGCGCAGACCUGGCGCUCAGGUGGACCAAACACCGGUCGUGUCAAUGACACCUGGGGCUCGUCUUGGUCAUCGUCCGGAGGUGGAAGCAACCUCUGGACCCCACUGGAUGGGCCAGCCGAACGAGGAACUCCAUCGAACUUGAAUUCGUUCCUUCCGGAAAAUUUACUCGUCGGCGAGUUGAACUGA
This is a messenger RNA of Anopheles nili, 4977 nucleotides long. RefSeq names its product protein Gawky-like. NCBI's taxonomy places the organism in Eukaryota, Metazoa, Arthropoda, Insecta, Diptera, Culicidae. The transcript is spliced from 7 exons. Gene Ontology annotation, biological process: positive regulation of nuclear-transcribed mRNA poly(A) tail shortening; miRNA-mediated gene silencing by inhibition of translation. Gene Ontology annotation, cellular component: nucleoplasm; P-body. The coding region runs from base 247 to 4977 and encodes 1576 amino acids. Gene Ontology annotation, molecular function: protein binding; nucleic acid binding. The record is from RefSeq and is a predicted model, not a curated record.